AUGGAGGAGCAGUAUCGGAGCCCAACCAAUUUGCAGGAAGCUGGGUAUGCGCCUGUGUGGACAUCGCGACUCGGAUACCCAGGAGAGAUUCCCGAGGACAUCGCAGGGUUCAUCUGCCCUGAUGUGGAGAAAGGUGACUAUCUUGUGGGCCCACUCUCAAGCAUUUUCUGGCUUAAGAAAGCUGAGUUCCUUAAUGAACUCAUUGUUGAUCCCAGUCACAAGCUAGAGGACACGGUCUAUAGAAUACCAGAUGGAGGCCCAUGGUUCUGGCUUGUUGAGGCCUUAUUUGACCAGGAUAUGAUCCCAUGGAGAUACAUGAACCGGAUUUCGUUCAGUUUUGAGAGCCUCGAUGAAGCGCUUCCUCAGUUUCCAAUCGGCCACAAUCUCACUGCAAAAGGCAACAUUCCUCAGCAAAUCACAACCUCUGCACAAAUUUACGAAACAGAAUCACUUUUUCCGUUCUUCCGCGCUCCCGUUCCACCCAACAUCUCUGCAGCAAAGCUCAAGUGGAACCGCAAGAAAGGAAAGUUUGUCAAGGAGAUCGAGAGUGUUUUGGGUGACAUGAACAAGGGGCGAAGAUUAUAUCGGGCGGUCACACAAAAGGCAAUCGUGAGCCUUAUGGCUCUCUUUUGCCCCGUUAUCUCAUCAUCAUACAAUGAAAAUGAGUUCGGGCCAGGCAUUUAUACUUCGCCUUCCUUGGAAACGGCAGUCAAUUACUGCAUCCCAGGUUCUGCACUUCUGGUUUUCGACGAGCCACAGUACCUCUCGAGAUAUACUCUGACAGGAGAGGAGUGGGACACAACAGUACGCUUUUGGACUGGUCUCCAGGUCUGUGAUGUUGCCGGCCGAGUCCCACCCAACUGGCGAGGCGUGGAUAUCCUGGAAGGGGCCAUCUCGCGCGAGGCAACCAAGCCAAGGACUGGAAGGGUGGAGGGGAAUGACCUCCAGGUCGUGGGGGUAUCACUUGCUUCUGUUCAGGCAUUCGCAUCCGCUCUGCGGAUGGUGAUUUGGUUCACCUAG
Molecule: messenger RNA, 1020 nt
Organism: Penicillium argentinense
Lineage: Eukaryota; Fungi; Ascomycota; Eurotiomycetes; Eurotiales; Aspergillaceae
Exons: 1
Coding region: 1-1020 (339 amino acids)
Source: RefSeq, a predicted model, not a curated record